CUUGGCUCGGAGAGGACACCGCACUCACUCUACUUCUGGACUCUCGUAUGAAGUAGAAUGAAAACAAAGGAAGCUUGUAUUGUAGCUGCAGCGGGUAUUCUGAGCCUAGUAAUUCAAGGUUCGUCUUUUUGCUUUUAUUAUAGACAACGUUUAUGUUUUCAACAUAUGUCUGCAACUUUACACUUUUUAUGAGAUGCCACCAAAGAAACAGUAAGCAAAAGCUUAAUCAGUUUUAUAAUUUUCAGAUUUCAUGUCCAAUCUUAAAGGGUUAGAAGCACGUUAACAGUUGUACCAAAGGAACCAGUGUUACUCAAUAUAUUGGUUUCACUGCAAUGGUGGUCCUUAAUUUAAUUUAGUUUCCAAACAAAAAGGUUUUAAGAGGUUCUUUUCAAAUCAUAGUUUCGUCAAGAACUCUUUACAAGGUAAAACUCCUAAACAAUUUCCUUAUUUUGUCGUUUACGUCGUGGCUGAAUUGGAUAGUUCACUUGCCUGUUUGUCGCAGAGGCAAUAAUCGUUAAAUCUUGUAAAGUGCAAAAUUAUUCAGAUCACCUAAAGAGCAUAAUCCACUAAAACACUGGUUAAAUUUUACUAUUUUUAGUUAUUGGUGGAAAUGUGGAUCAAAUGACUCUGGAUUAUAUCGCAUCCAAUCUUGACAUCCGCUAUGACGUAUUGGAUAACUUUCAAGACACCUGGAGAUCAUACCGCGUUCGCAUGACCCUGUCGAAUGCGGGCUCAAAGCCGAUUCCCAAUGCACCCUGGGCCAUUUAUCUUUGCCACAUCCGGGUUAUAGAACCAGUCCACACAAAGCACAAUCCAAAUGGUUACGUCAUACCUGGCAGUCAUGGUAUCAAGGUCACCCAUAUUAACGGGUGUCAACACAAAUUUGAGCCAACUGCCAGCUUUCCAGGUUUGCCUGGUUCCCAGUCCCUGCUGAUAGAUUUUGACGCAGAAAACUGGGACGUAGCCCAAACAGAUGUGAUGCCUAACUGGUAUAUUGCCGCUGACGGAUUACAGGCACGUACAAUCACCAGUACUGCAGGCGAAGAUUUGUCAUUCAUUGGUCCAUUUGAUGCACCUAACAAGUGGAAGAGGAUUGCUUCGGAUAAAUACGAUCCGUACACACCCGAGAAGCGGUACUCAAUUAACGACAUCAUCGAUCUGAAGAAACCAGGACAGCUAAUUGUGCCCAGUCCAUCUGAGAUAAUCGGUCUUGAUGAGACGAGGAAGGUAAAUUUAAGAACUGGAGACUGGGCCAUUAUAGCUGGAAAAGGGUUGAAGAACGAAGCGAAAUUCUUAGCAGGUAAGACCACUGGCCUGCGGUAAGUCUUCAUGCUACAAACUCCAUUGGAAUUUCGGUCUAUCUUAGCUCAAUUUCGGCAGAUUGAGUCACGGUAUAAGUAUAACUACCACAAGAAUACUGUUCUCGAAAUUUUAAGUUAAUUAAUUGUUAAUUUGGAGUUAGUUGUUAAUUUGGCCACUUGGUUGGUGGGAUACAAGGCGGAUGAAAGCAGGAGUUAAAAAAAAAAAACAAGCUCCACAAAAAUAGAAAAAAGUCGUCCAUACUCACUUAUUGCUUAAUCUUUUGCGAGAGUGAAAUCAUAACAAAUCAUAAGUCAUGCCUUGUUAUUUAUCUACCUUCAUUCGUAUUUAUGCAGGGAAAGUGGGUCUUCAACUGAAUUAUAUGAGCAGUUUUCGACAGAUUCGUUUAAAUAUUGGUGAGGUAAAAAUCGAUGGUAUUAAAUCCAGCAGUACGGAGUCAUACAGACUGCAAGUCGACUCAAGUGCACAAAGCAUUGCAAUUACUGGCCAAUCACAAGUUGGCGUUUUCUACGGAAUCCAGUCCCUUCUCAGUCUCAAUGAACCAGACGGUAUGGUACCCCACUUGACUAUCAAUGAUGCACCGCGGUAUGAGUAUCGCGGGAUGGAGCUUGACGUGGGACGUAAUUUCAUGCCUAAAAGUGAGGUGCUGAAAUUGAUUGACGCCAUGGCAAUGUACAAGUUAAACAAGUUUCACUUUCACCUGACUGAUGACGAAGGCUGGAGACUGGAGAUUCCCGGAUUACCGGAACUUACUGAGGUUCGUAAGGACAUCAACCGCUACAAAAAAGUUAAAUCGCUUAUCUAUCUAUCCGAUUAAUAAGCUUAUACAUGGGUAAAUAUUUAACUUGAAAGUCGUCAAAAUUCUCCACAAUAGUAACAAAUAAGUUCAGGCAGGAGCCCAUGAUGGGCUCCUGGUUCAGAAAAUAAUUGUGUGUAAAGAGUCCUAGUCACUUUCCAAGAACUUGUAAAAGCCGAUAAUAUUCGCGCAAACAGCAAAAAUACUUUUGCUCCCGUCAAACCAAAAAAUAUGAAAAAAAUCUCUUCACUUAACGGUAAAUAGAAUUAUUUAUUUGAGUUUCCGUUCUUUUUUCGAAGAUGGGAUCAAAACGCUGUCACGACGUAAAAGAAGAGACAUGUCUCGGAUCUCAACUCGGCUCGGGACCUGGUACGGGGAACUCUGGAAGUGGAUUUUAUAAUGUGAACGAUUAUCGCGAGAUUCUGCAAUACGCUGAGGAGCGGCAUGUGGAGGUAAUCCCAGAAUUUGACAUGCCAGGCCAUGGACACGCCGCCAUCAAAGCCAUGCAGGCAAGACAGAAGAAAUUCGCCGCUGUGGGCCAAGAUAAUGAAGCUAAUAAGUAUUUGCUGUCGGAUCCGCUUGAUACUUCAAAGUACCUGUCAGUGCAGUUCUUUACUGAUAAUGCCAUUAAUCCGUGUUUGGAGUCAACUUAUGAGUUCUUAGAGCUCGUUGUGUCCAGUGUGAAGCACAUGCAUCAUGAUAUUCAGCCAUUAAAGGUAAGUGUAGAAAAAGAAAAAAAAAACAGUUAAGCGAUCCUAUUGAAAUCACUGAACAGAUGAAGUAUCACAAAUAUCAGAGUUAUGGGCUCCUGCACAUAUCCAUUGAAAGAGAUAUACUCUUUUUUUCUCUAAAAGAUAUUCCACUUCGGUGGAGAUGAGGUGGCUCAUGGUGCCUGGACCAAGUCCCCCUCUUGCAAGAAAUUAGCGCAGAAACUGGGUUUGAACUUCACAAGUCCCUCUAUCGUGAAGGACUUGAAAGAGUACUUUGUGCGAAGAGUGGCUGACGUUUCGUCCAGGUAAUAUAACUCUAUAACAUCAUGGUAACUUUCUAUACACAAUUUGAUAAUCAUUCCGCCGGUUGAUAUAGUCGUGUACAUGCGUAAGGUACUGACCAAAACGCGGAGUUGGUACGUGUGCUUCAGUGCUGAAAUUGAUAUUCUUUACACAGGUACUGUCUUGAUUUGGGAGCGUGGGAAGAUGGCGUACUUGGAGUCAAGGACACUCCCUAUGAUCGUAGUUAUCUUAAGAACAAGAACGUUUACGCUUAUGCCUGGGAUAACGUGUGGGAGUGGGGACAAGGAGACCGGGCUUACAAAUUAGCUAAUGCUGACUAUAAGGUAUUCAAUUCCACUUCAGUUUAUUCUGUAUUUAAUUUUCCUCUUUUUUGGCUUUUUUGUCCCAGUCAAGUAGCUGUUUUACAAGAUCAACUUAAGGAAGUGGCUAUACGCUGAAGUAAAAUGCCUGUAUUUUUUUUUCGGGGGGGGGGGAUUCCAACGCACGGACGGCAAUUUAAGUGGCAAUUUAACAGAAAAUUUUAGUUGGGGCAUGUAUUUAAAAAAUGAGCAGGUACCUUUUCUUUCGCUACUACUGUAACAUCAAGCGAUCAGUAGGAAAUGAAAGCAAAAGGGUUAUUUCCAAUGGUGAUAUUUCUGGUAACAGAAAAGAAAAAGAAGAAGAAAAUUAGCUUAUAACUAGGCUCCUAACCUCCUUUUCCAAGCGUUUGUUUAGUGUCCUUCCACUGCUCCCCCUUCCCCUACAACUUCGCCUGUGGAUCUUUUCCCCUUUGAAUAUGGGAAGGAUGCCCCCGCCCCCUCCCAUCCCCUAGGGACGAAGUUGCGGAUGUAAACAUUUUUUUUAUUAUUAUUCUAAAGGUUGUCCUGACCCAGGCCACUCAUCUUUACUUUGAUCAUCCAUACGAGCCUGACCCUGAAGAGAGGGGUUAUUACUGGGCCCCAAGAUUCAUUGACACUCGAAAAACAUUUGGUUUCAUGCCGGACGAAAUUUAUGCUAACGCUGAUUUCACGAGAAUGGGAGACCCUAUCGUGAACCUGUGUGAGGAUAUGUACAAAGGGAAAUGCGUCCCUCUCAGGAAACCUCAAAACAUCGCAGGUGGGUAGAGAAAGGAAAGGAUGAUAGGUAAGAAAAAAACCUGAGAAACAAAGAACAAACCGAUCAUCUCAUAUCUUUGGAGCCAUGUAAAUAAAUAUUUUGAGGAGGAUCUGGUGUCACAAACACACCAGUAUACAAUGAACACUAGGUGCGGUCACACAUAACCACAGUAAGUGGCAUUUACCAUGGUAAAAAAAGCCGUGGUAAUUUUAACGUGGGUUAAGUUUACCGUGGUAACAUGUGGUUAUAAACGAAUUAACCACUAAGGUGAAUUAGCGGCUCUUACGGCUUCAGCUGGCUUCAUUCACGCUAUUGCGACCUUAUUUCGGUAAUGAUCGCCAUUGAACAUGGUAGCAUUUCAUGUUCUGUUGAAAUUAUACGUAAAAUUUAAGCAAAAUUUCAAGUGCUAUGUUAGUAGUCCUGAGUAGUCCGGUCACACGAACUGCACCAAAUUCUCACGUUAAAAGGGCCAUUUACCAACCGUUAAACUGUCCCGUGUAACCACACCAAUUAAUUUUCUGUAGGGAAAGAUUGAAUUCUAUCGAUUUAGUAGGCUUCUACCAGUUACUAAUAUUUUUCGUCGUCACAAAAAAUUCAUCGGGGAAUUUUCUAAGAGUGGGGCGUUAGGGAAAUCUUCUGUGGGACUAUGGGUAUGAUGGGUUAAUUUUCUGAGGGUAGGGUGGGUGAAUCUCCUGGCCAUAAUGGUAGGUAAGGUAAACCUACUGUAGAUAGGGUUGAUUUAGAGUUUUCCCAACUGUUUUUUUCAUUCCUCGCCUUUAAGUGCUGUCAUAUAACGUCAGGACCAAAAUUGAUGAAAGAAAUCCGUAACAAACCAUAACGGUCCUAUUUUUCCGUAAUCUAGGAAUGGCUGGUGCUCUCUGGUCGGAAACGGUGAGAACACCAAGUCAACUCCAGUCCAUGAUUUUCCCACGACUGCUGGCACUGGCUGAGAGAGCCUGGCACAAGGGGUGUUUUGAGAAUGAAACUGAUAUUGCGAAACGUAACAGAGUGAAAAACCUCGAGUGGGAAGCGUUCGCCAACAGCUUAGGACACAAAGAACUGGCGCGACUAGAUAAAAUGAACAUUGAUUAUCACGUACCAGUCCCUGGAGCAAGGUAAUGUAGUAACACAGGAAAGGUAGGUAAUGUAGCCUGAAAAAACAGCCGACAUUUGGCGACGCUACCACUUUUUUCCCCGCCAAAUGACGUCUGAGAAACGAGCACAGAAAUCCCACACUGAUGACACCUCACCACCCAAAUCUGAGUAGUGCUUCUGAUUGGUUGAAUCAAAAUUCCCACGCGGCACGACCAAUCAGAGGCACUACCCAGAUCUGGGUAGUGACGCGUUAUCAGUAUGGAAUUUCUGCGCUCGUUUCUCAGACGUCAUUUUGCGGGGAAACCAGUGGUAGCGUGGCAAAUGUCGGCUGUUUUCUCAGGAUAUAGGAAAUGUAGUCACACAGACAAGGUAUGAUUUCCACGGCAACUUCCCCAAAUUGACAGGGUACGGGAUUCCUUUUUGGAAAAGGUCCCACUUCAGCAAAGGUAUAAUUUUUGAUAAGGAAUUAUGAGCUGAAAUGGUUAAUGUCAAUUUAUUGUUGUUUUUCAAAACAAAUUACUAACUACACGGCUGCUUGGACAGGUUAUUGCUAGUAAUUUUGCCAGAGUCUAGCCCUUUUAAUUUGCCUCAAAUAUUGGCUGCUAAAGCACUGACUUCUUCUCAGUGUAGCCAUUCAUUUUUGAACCUCCAUGGUCUCUACAAUGUCCACGUUCCUGAACAAGCAAGCUUAUAAUCCCGAGGGCUGCAGCACUUCCUAGAAAUCAUAUUUUCGUCAUGGUUUAGGGAGAAUGUAUGCGUUUGAAGAUCUGAGUCUCCUAGUUGUCAAAACUACUAGAUAGGUAAAGCUAUCGACUUUCUGUAUACCUCCCUAUGUCAUUCUUCGAUAUAAUUUUACUAAAGUACAAUGCUGCUAUCCGGUUUAUUUUUGAUUCAUAACCUCUGUGUAUAAUCACUACCGACUUAGGAUUGUUAACCAAAAGCUGGAUGUGAAUUCCGCCAUCCCCGGAUUAACAAUCCAGUACAGCACCGAUGGUGGCUUAUCAUGGGGUGACGUCACAGAGGGGAUGGCUGUUUCUGGUCGAGUUAUACUGGGAACCAGGUAG
Molecule: messenger RNA, 6383 nt
Organism: Porites lobata
Lineage: Eukaryota; Metazoa; Cnidaria; Anthozoa; Scleractinia; Poritidae
Source: the annotation of a GenBank genome assembly